AUUGGCUCACUCGGGCAAGCCGCAUCAAGCUCUCUGAUUGGGCGUUAGUGAUGGCCAUAGCUCCAUCGUGUUGCAACUUUCUUUUGAGCUCUCGUGAAAGUAGUUCCACAACCCACCUCAUUCCCCACCACCAAUAGAGAGAGAUACGACGAUGGAGCCGGCAACCUUCAAAAUCGACGAGAUGGUUCCCCUAGUGGACCUUAACGAGCCCGCUGGCGCGACGGUGGCUGCAAUGGUUACGUCGUCGACUAUCUCCGCUGAUGAGGUUGCGCUCUAUGAUCGACAGAUCAGACUGUGGGGCAUGGAGGCACAGGAGAGAAUGCGCAAUGCCAACGUCCUCAUCAUCACCAUGCGUGCCCUAGCAAACGAGGUUGCAAAGAACUUAGUUUUGGCUGGAAUAGGCUCCUUGACAGUCCUCGAUUCGGAAGAUGUUGUGGAGGAUGAUUUGGGUGCGCAGUUCUUCGUGUCGGAGGAGCACGUUGGAAUUAACAGAGCGAUAGCUGCUGUUCCAACCAUCCAGAAAUUGAAUCCUCGCGUUCGCGUGUACGCCGAUGCCGGCAAGCUCCACGACAAACCGACGGAGUACUUCAACGAUUUCGACAUCGUGAUUGCUACGGAAUUGGGUUUCAACGAUAUGCAUCUGAUCAAUGAAGCCACCCGCAAGUGGGGCAUCCGUUUCUACGCUGCCGCAACUUACGGUCUUUACGGCUUCGUCUUUGCAGAUCUGAUCAGACACCAGUUCGUCCUGAAGCGUGUCAAGGCCAACAAACUCACGCAGUGUGGCAAGGAGACCCGUACGCGCAGCGUCGUCUCGACCACGGAAACGAAGGAAGGCGCUACCGACUAUGAGUUCGUCACGAAGGAGGAAAUCUACUGCACAUUGUCCGAAGCGGUGGCGUCCCGCCUCGAAAAGUCGUGGCGCCCCAAAAAACGCCAUCAAGUCGGCUCCGUCCUGCCGGGUAUCUUGGGGCUGUGGAAGUUUCAGCAGGAGUUCGGAAGACUGCCGGAAUCCACAAAGGAGGAUUACAAACAGUUCACCAAGUUGAUGAUCGAGACGGGCCAGGCGCUGGAAAUGCCCCAGGAACUCGUCAGAGCGGACUUCAUCAGACAAUUCGUUGGCAACGUGUCGGCCGAGCUCUCCCCCGUUGCGGCCGUGCUCGGUGGUAUCCUCGCGCAGGACGCCAUCAACGUCUUGGGUAAGAUGGAGCAGCCGAUCCAGAAUCUCUUGCUUUUCGACGGCGACACCAGCGAGGCGCCCAUCAUCGUGUUGGCCCCACAAGAGGAUUAACUUGACGUUUGGUAGGGGAGGUAUCUGGGUUGGAAUUUACACACUUUACAUGGCGCAUCGUUCUUAGACGGAUAACUACGGUUGUAUACUAUACUUUACUUGCUUUGAGGGAGAUUUCAUUUCAUGGGGAUCACUGUCUUUUCGUAUUCCAUACCAUUUUCUGCCAUUCUAAUAGUUUACACUGUUUGGUGAAUCAUGUUUCGGUGUUGGCUCGAACAAGGGUUGACGCCACACACCCG
Messenger RNA from Tricharina praecox, 1527 nucleotides. RefSeq lists its product as uncharacterized. Gene Ontology annotation, biological process: protein sumoylation. The transcript is spliced from 6 exons. NCBI's taxonomy places the organism in Eukaryota, Fungi, Ascomycota, Pezizomycetes, Pezizales, Pyronemataceae. The record is from RefSeq and is a predicted model, not a curated record. Bases 152 to 1288 code for a protein of 378 amino acids. Gene Ontology annotation, cellular component: cytoplasm; SUMO activating enzyme complex. Gene Ontology annotation, molecular function: SUMO activating enzyme activity.